This is a messenger RNA of Penicillium angulare, 486 nucleotides long. RefSeq lists its product as uncharacterized. The transcript has a single exon. Bases 1 to 486 code for a protein of 161 amino acids. The record is from RefSeq and is a predicted model, not a curated record. NCBI's taxonomy places the organism in Eukaryota, Fungi, Ascomycota, Eurotiomycetes, Eurotiales, Aspergillaceae.
AUGAGCGAUGGAAGACGACACCCUGCAAACCCCACUAGUGUAGAAUUUUUUGAUCCAAUGAAUUCGCAUAGUGAACUUCAUGCUGGACAUUGUGGAUUGCAGCCCUCUAUCGCUGCUGCUAUGGAAGGCUCUGCUUACCCCUAUCAUGCACACGAUUCUUCUGGCAUGGCAUUCGAAGCAAUGAAUCCCGUGGGAAACGAUCAAAUAUCUAGCGGACUAACCAAGGUAAACGCGGCACUCCAUUUAAAUGUGGGCUUGGCUGCCAGCCAAACUCAACCGCUCCCUUUGAGUGUGAACACGCUAAGUGAUGCCGCUCACUUAAUGAGUGAAUUCCAAUUGGAAUCGUUGAUAUAUGGUGCUAAUGCUGCUCAGCUUAUGUAUGACUUCUAUUUAGAAACUUUCAACCCCGCAGACCGUAUCAAUGCUGCCCAGCUGAUGCAGCAAUUUGAUUUGUGUAAUGGAUACUAUAGUCAGCAGUACUUGUGA